Molecule: messenger RNA, 3101 nt
Organism: Dermochelys coriacea (leatherback sea turtle)
Lineage: Eukaryota; Metazoa; Chordata; Testudines; Dermochelyidae
Gene: PPP1CB
Product: protein phosphatase 1 catalytic subunit beta
Exons: 9
Coding region: 566-1465 (299 amino acids)
Biological process (GO): circadian regulation of gene expression; regulation of circadian rhythm
Cellular component (GO): cytoplasm; nucleus
Molecular function (GO): protein serine/threonine phosphatase activity
Source: RefSeq, a predicted model, not a curated record
CGCGGCUGGGGAGAGGGGUUGGCGCAUGCGCAGUGGUGGUAGCCUGAUCUCUGAGGCGGGGAGGCGGCGCGGGGGUUGAUCUCCCCCAUUUAACGGAGCGGGGACCGAGCCCGGCGCUUUUGCGUGCCCGUGCUGGAGAAGCAAAGCGCCCGGCGGGAUUCCUGGGGCGAGUCGCCGCCUCCUCUAGUCCGUGAAGCCCUCUCCACCCCGCCUAUCCCCGCCCGGGACUACUGCGGCCGGUGCACGCAAAAUGGCGGAGGGGGAGCUGAAUGUGGAUAGCCUCAUCACCCGGCUGCUGGAAGAGACAAUGCCUGAGUGAUUUGGUACCAGAUGACCUCAGAUUACAUCUAUCCAUGCUUGUAUUGCCUCACUUGGUCUCACACUAAAGUUUUUCUCAACUGUAAAUCCAUGGAGGCUGCUGGCAGCAUAUUCUUCAUGAAAAACCCUGUGGUUCUGAAGUCUGUUUUUUUCCCUUUCCAGUCUUCAAGAACCCCAGACCUUGUAAAACUUAUAGGCAUUGGUCUGCUGGGCAGUGCGAGGAUGUCGUCCUGGCAAGAUCGUGCAGAUGACAGAAGCAGAAGUUCGGGGCUUGUGCAUAAAAUCACGAGAAAUCUUUCUUAGCCAGCCUAUUCUCCUGGAACUGGAGGCACCCCUGAAAAUUUGUGGUGACAUUCAUGGGCAAUAUACAGAUUUACUUCGAUUGUUUGAGUAUGGAGGAUUCCCACCAGAAGCCAACUAUCUUUUCCUGGGAGAUUACGUAGACAGAGGCAAGCAGUCUCUGGAAACCAUCUGCUUAUUACUGGCGUACAAAAUCAAGUAUCCAGAAAACUUUUUUCUCCUAAGAGGAAACCAUGAGUGUGCUAGCAUUAAUCGUAUCUAUGGAUUCUAUGAUGAAUGCAAACGGCGAUUUAAUAUUAAACUUUGGAAGACAUUCACAGACUGCUUUAACUGUCUGCCUAUUGCAGCCAUUGUGGAUGAGAAGAUCUUUUGCUGUCAUGGAGGAUUGUCACCAGAUCUCCAAUCAAUGGAGCAGAUUCGGAGAAUUAUGAGACCCACAGAUGUUCCUGAUACAGGCUUGCUGUGUGACUUGCUGUGGUCGGAUCCGGACAAAGAUGUGCAAGGAUGGGGCGAAAAUGAUCGUGGGGUCUCGUUCACUUUUGGUGCUGAUGUGGUCAGUAAAUUUCUCAACCGUCAUGAUCUGGAUUUGAUCUGUCGAGCUCAUCAGGUGGUUGAAGAUGGAUAUGAAUUCUUUGCUAAACGACAGUUGGUCACCCUAUUUUCAGCUCCAAAUUACUGUGGAGAGUUUGAUAAUGCUGGAGGCAUGAUGAGUGUUGAUGAAACUUUGAUGUGUUCCUUUCAGAUAUUGAAACCAUCUGAAAAGAAAGCUAAGUACCAGUAUGGUGGAUUGAAUUCUGGACGUCCAGUCACUCCACCUCGUACAGCUAAUCCACCGAAGAAGAGGUGAAGAAAGGAACAAUGUCAAAACACCAUCAGAUCUAUCAAGGACAAAACUCCAUAUUACAGUAUAUAAUAAGUGUGCACUGUAAAACCAUCCAGCCAUUUGACACCCUUUAUGAUGUCACACGUUUAACUUAGAGACGGGUAAAGGAUCUUUACUAAUUUUUCUAGUAGAAAGAUGUGCGACACUGUAUUGUAACAAGUAUAGCUCCAAGUUCUAAUAUCCAACGUAGAGUAAAAUCCAGAUUUAAAAAAUAUCUAUUGAAUUACAUAUUCACUUAUCACGGUUUUUAAAGUUGACCAACAUCCCAGUUAAAACUUGAUGUAAUAGUUAAACCAGAUGAGAGCAUGAUGUUCCAUUUGUGUAAUGUGGUCUUAUUGUUGCUUGAUUGCUUUUACUUCGGUUAUUUUGUAGCUAGAAUGAUGCAAGUAUGGUAUCUAGUCAUGUUCCCUGGCUUUUUUUAACAAAAUACGGAAGGGGCUUUUUAGGACAGCCACUGAUUUUUUUUUUUUCUUCCCCCCAUUCUUUCUAAUCUUGCUAUUUAAAUGUGUGCCCCAUUGAAACAAAAAGGUGAUAGGAUGGUAGUGAAUAAAAAAGGCAAACUGUCUAAACUAGUGACCCAAUAAAGCGCCCUGACUGCACACCCUGACAAUCAGCAUUGUUUGAGGGACAGAAAACUGUCUUGAUUUUUAACUUAAAUUGCCACAGAAUGGAUUUGCGCACUACACUGUUUUAAAUUAUUGACAUUACACUGUGCAGUGGCACUUCACUUAGGACUAAAAUGGUAUUGCCUAUUAGUUGGUAACGUGAUUAUGUGGUACCUUGGCUUUAGGUUUUAUUAGCACAAAAUAUCUUUGGCAUGCUUAGCUUCCCAGUAACAUACUAUUUGCAUCAAAAUGCAUCUUGCAUAGCUCCACAAAACAUGAAGAUCCUUAUUUGAUAAGCCUUGGAAAGCUGAAGUUUUUUCGUAAGAGGGUGUAUUUAAAUGGGUGUUAACUUACUGUUCACUGAUCAACUGACUAGUGAUGGUUGAACUGUCUAAUAUUGCCAUGUGAAUGUUCUACAUGAUUGUAAGGCUUAUGUCACUAAAGAUUAUAUCCUGGAUUUUCAUGAUCAAAGUUCAUAUAAUGUAUAGACUUUUGCUUUGUAGUGUACUAUAGUAGCAAUAAUUUCUGUACAUGAUCAAGAGUUGUGCAGUAUUUCUUUUCUUCUCUCCUUUCUUAAAAAGGUUCAUAUUGACAAAUGGCAAGGUGUAGGGAAGUUAUAAAGUUAGUAGUAGGGUAAAAAUUGUAAGACACAGAUUUGAUGUUAGGAUGUAACUCUAUUGGAUAUGAUUAUAAAAGUUUUUAUUGAACAUGGCAAAUUUGCCAAGAUUCUUUGGGGGAAAGCGUCAGAUUUAUACCAUUCUAAAUGUGCAACAGUAGAUGUAAAACUCUUGACUUUAAUAUUGUCUUUGAAAAUGUUAAAUUGAGGAUUCUGGCAACUUGCAUUCUAUGAACUGGCACAGUAUAUAAUGCAAAAUGAUUUCUGACACAGUGGGAAAAGUUCUUUAAAAUGGAUUUAAGUCUUUUUUCUAAUUCCAUUUUGUUUUAAAUGCAUAUUUUAAAUGUAGUUUUUCAUUUAGUAAAAGUUGUCUAAUUGA